AGAGAUGGGGUUUCACUGUGGUCUCGAUCUCCUGACCUCGUGAUCCGCCCGCCUCGGCCUCCCAAAGUGCUGGGAUUACAAGCGUGAGCCACCGCGCCCAGCCUCACCUCCUGGUUUCAAGCGAUUCUCCUGCCUCAGCCUCCCCAGGUAGCUGGGAUUACAGAUGCACACCACCACGCCCAGCUAAUUUUUGUAUUUUUAGUAGAGACAGGGUUUCACCAUGUUGGCCAGGCUGGUCUCAAACUCCUGACCUCAGGUGAUCCACCUGCCUUGGCCUCCCAAAGUGCUGGGAUUACAGGCGUGAGCCAUUGUGCCUGGCCUCGAGAAGAAAUAUUCUUUGUUAAAAUGAAGAUGAUAUGGAAGGAAGAAAUUGAAAUACCACACUUAGCACCGUAGGCAGAGAAAGAAGACAGCAGGACAACAUUAUUUUAAAGGAGAGGGCUGAACCCCCCUCAUCGUGUCAAGUCAAUCUCCAUGACAACUUUCACUGAGCCUGAAGUAGUAUUCCUGCAAUCCCGUGGAAAUGAGGUUUGCCGGAAGAUUUGGCUGGGUCUAUUUGAUGCUCGGACAUCUUUAGUACCAGAUUCCAGGGAUCCUCAGAAAGUGAAGGAGUUUCUCCAGGAAAAAUAUGAGAAGAAGAGAUGGUAUGUCCCCCCAGACCAAGUCAAGGGGCCCACUUAUACCAAAGGCAGUGCCUCCACCCCUGUGCAGGGCUCCAUCCCAGAAGGGAAGCCCCUUCGGACACUUCUGGGUGAUCCUGCACCAUCUCUCUCAGUUGCUGCCUCCACCUCGAGCCAGCCCGUCAGCCAGUCUCACGCUCGGACAUCCCAGGCCCGGAGCACUCAGCCACCUCCCCACUCCUCUGUCAAAAAAGCCAGUACUGACCUGCUGGCUGACAUCGGUGGAGACCCCUUUGCUGCACCCCAGAUGGCACCAGCUUUUGCUGCAUUCCCUGCCUUUGGGGGCCAGACACCUUCCCACGGAGGCUUUGCCAACUUUGAUGCCUUUAGCAGUGGCCCCAGCUCUUCUGUGUUUGGAAGCCCCCCUCCAGCUGGUCAAGCCCCGUUCCAGGCCCAGCCAACUCCUGCAGGUUCAAGUGAUUCUGGUGCCUCAACCUCCCGUGUAGCUGGGAUUACAGGGAGCAGCCAGGGGACUCCAUUUGGUGCCGCUCCCCUGGCACCCACCAAUCAGCCAAACAGCCUCGCAGACGUGGGCAGCUUCCUGGGACCUGGGGUGCCCGCUGCAGGUGUUCCUAGCAGCCUCUUCGGGAUGGCUGGUCAGGUCCCCCCGCUCCAGUCUGUCACGACGGGCAGCAGUAGCAGCACAGGGCUGGCCUUUGGAGCCUUCACCAACCCUUUUGCAGCUCCCGCCGCCCAGCCCCCGCUGCCUUCCACCAACCCGUUCCAGCCCAACGGCUUGGCGCCAGGGCCCGGCUUUGGGAUGAGUAGUGCUGGACCUGGCUUCCCCCAGGCAGUGCCACCCACCGGGGCCUUUGCCAGCUCCUUCCCAGCACCGCUGUUCCCCCCGCAGACCCCGCUGGCUCAGCAGCAGAAUGGCUCUUCCUUCGGGGACUUAGGAUCAGCCAAGUUGGGGCAGAGGCCACUGAGCCAGCCAGCUGGGAUCUCCACCAACCCCUUCAUGACUGGACCCUCAUCAAGCCCAUUCACCUCCAAGCCUCCAACCACCAACCCCUUCUUGUAGCACUGUGUUUUUGGGGGGCCUCUUCCCUGCCUUCUGGGGUCCUCUGCUCCCUAGAGCUCUGGUGACCACUUGCCUGUGGGCAUUUCUAUGGGCCUUGGGGAUGGUGGAGGUGCUAAUGCUUUGCUUGGGGCCUACAGGUGAAAGGUGGCUGCCCUCAGAUUCCACAAAGCCUCUGCUCCUCUCCCUCGUCCCACCCCCACCCAGGCAGGAAGCCCAGGAGGAGUGCGGGCGGGGCCUGACCUGGAGGAGUGAUGGUUGAGGGGGAGGGAUUUUUUUCAAAGGAUCAGUUCCCUGUGGAACAGCUCUUCCCUGGGCCCAGCUCACGAGCGCUGCGCUCCUCGUGGAUGGGAGCACAGUGGGGAAGGUAGGGGAAAGACGAGGCACAGUAUUGACGGGGCAGUGACCAGACAGUCCUGAGACCCAGAAGGCCCAGGUGGCCCAAAUGCUCUUGGUGGCCCAGCUUGGCCAGCACACACUUUCCUCCUGCAGCACCCCCUGCUGAAGGGGUCCCCAUUGUUUUGCUUCCCCAGCGCCCAGGAUGAGCGGUUUACCAUCGAGCUCACCCGGGCCCGGCUCCUGUCAAGCACUUUAGUUAGCUGUUGGUGUCAUGUUUGGAUACCAGUGUUUUAUAUUUAUACAUAGAGAGGAUUUUCUAAUAUAGCCUAUUAUAUAUAAAUAGAUCUAUCUAUAUGCACAUACAUGCAUAUAUACACACCCAGCCGAUCUCCCGCUCCCAGACCACUCUCAUAUGUGGGGAAUGGGAUGAAUCCCCAUCUGUGCCUCGACCAUCAAAGCCGGAGCUCCAGGGCUGGAGGGGGGCAGCCAUGUGUCCUGACCCCCACCAUCCCCAGAGCCUGGGUUUUCCAGGGAAAGGCUUUGUGCAAUUGCCUGGUCUUUUUUUUUUUUUUUCCCUCCAUGUGCCUCCCUGUCCCCAAAUCUCUGCACCAAAGCUCAUUGCAGGCAAUGUUGGAAAAGAACUGCAUUUGAACGAAAGAGAAAA
Molecule: messenger RNA, 2701 nt
Organism: Symphalangus syndactylus (siamang)
Lineage: Eukaryota; Metazoa; Chordata; Mammalia; Primates; Hylobatidae
Gene: AGFG2
Product: ArfGAP with FG repeats 2
Biological process (GO): intermediate filament organization; spermatid nucleus differentiation; acrosome assembly
Cellular component (GO): cytoplasmic vesicle; membrane; cytoplasm
Molecular function (GO): GTPase activator activity
Source: RefSeq, a predicted model, not a curated record